This is a messenger RNA of Mizuhopecten yessoensis (Yesso scallop), 1167 nucleotides long. RefSeq lists its product as uncharacterized. Gene Ontology annotation, molecular function: protein binding. The record is from RefSeq and is a predicted model, not a curated record. The transcript is spliced from 2 exons. Lineage: Eukaryota; Metazoa; Mollusca; Bivalvia; Pectinida; Pectinidae. The coding region runs from base 58 to 1050 and encodes 330 amino acids.
AUAAAAAUUUCGCCUGUGUGUUGUACACACUGGCCAUGCCCGACUUAAUUACGUAAGAUGCGUUCGGUGUACGACAUGUAUGCAGUCGUUGUGCUGAUUGUGUGUUUGUCCAGCGUAAACGGACAAUCCCACAUUGGUGCUUCAGACUCAGAGAUCCAUGACCCACAAUGGCGUGACCUGGUCAACCAGAAAAUUGGUCAACUGGAGCGUCAAAUGACCUUGAAAGAUGUAAUCAUCAACCAACUUGAAAGUAAGAUUCAAAACCAGAACGCUGAUAUGAUGCAAUUAAAACAGAAAAUGGCUUCCCUUGAACAGUUAGUGCUUCGCAAAGAUACUGCUGUAAGCAAUCUUGCAAAACAGAUAGCAGAUUUGGGGAAACGUGGAUCUGUGGACAAAAUUCGCGCUUUGGAUAUUUCACCUCUCGCCGGAAAUACGUCACGGAGCCUCGCACAAGUUUCCGGUAAUUUCACUACCUCGGUAAACAGCACGUCAUUCCUGGAUUACCAGAAUGAAGUCCUGAGUGAACCCAAUACAAAUUUGUCCGGUGCCGGGAACGAAAACCACUCCCAAUCCCCUACUGGACCUUAUCGAGUGGUGCAGACAUCGAGACAAAACCGGGUAUCUGCUGUUCCGUCUACUCAUCCUAUUGUCUUCCAUGCCUCCGUCUCCUCAACUGUAAACCACGGAACCCUAACUACAGUUGUAUUUGACCGAGAGAUUCUUGACCAGGGCAACGGAUAUAGUCCCACUGAAGGAAUCUACAUUGUGCCACAGUCGGGUACAUACGUAAUCACAUGGACAAUCCUUUGUGACCUUCACAGUGCUUUCCAGACAAAUUUGAUCGUAAACGGAAAAGUGAGAGGGUCUUCAUUUACGGAUGCAGAUGAAAUCAACGAUUGGCACCAAACAUCACAACUCGUUGCCUUAGAAUUAAGCCAGGGAGAUCGUGUAUUUAUUCAAGUUGGUAAUGUGUUCCGUGGAGGUGACGCGAAAAUAAAGAGUGACAAUACAUUAUCACACCCAACAUUUUCAGGUUGGAAGAUUUCUUAAUUAAACAAUAAAAAUUCAAACAAAACAUUGUAAACUGUCAAUAUUUUGAUAUGUUUAAAUCAUGGUACAUUCAGCAAACAAUAAGCAAAAUAGCAUCCAUUGGGUUUUACUUAUUUA